Molecule: messenger RNA, 1113 nt
Organism: Paramuricea clavata
Lineage: Eukaryota; Metazoa; Cnidaria; Anthozoa; Malacalcyonacea; Plexauridae
Source: the annotation of a GenBank genome assembly
AUGAUAAUCGUUGUUCUAAUAUUCGCUUGCAUUUUAAGGAUCGGCAAGAAUACGCGAACCAAAGGCAAAGAAAAGCAACGAGCUGCGAAGUCGAAGCCAAAGACCAUGAGUGAAGAGAUUGACGUAAAUAUGGACAGUGAACAACCCAAGUCUUACCUCUGCAUGACUAUUGUAAGGAAUUUGAAGGAAUAUAUAGCAUAUAUUUUCUCCAUGUAUUUUGCUUUUAUUGUCCUAAUUGGCUAACAGUACUAUAUUUUACUUCUGCAGUUGAUGUGCUCGCUAUGUUUUAAUUCUUCGACACCAUUAAAAUCGAAACCUCUAGAGAAGACAAUUGAGUUACAGUACGUCUCAGUAUAGAUUCCAGCAAGUAAGUCAACUAAUGCAAUUUAAUUUGAUGAGAGUAUAAAGGACUUAUCGAAGAUAAAAUUUAAAAAAUGUUUGAUUAGGAAAAUUCUUGAUCAGUAUUUAAUAAUUAUAAAAUAGUAUUUUUGUUUCAACUCCAUUUGGUUUUAUGCAAUGUGUAUUCAAACUCGAAAAUUUUUUCCCUCGUUUAUUUUCCAUUAUAUAAUAAUUUAUACUUUCUCCAGUCUGUUAUCAUUAUUUAUGUCAUAAUAUUAUACAGCAGAUAACUAACUAGGCUAGUCUUCUAAGACUAUCUUAGUUAGCUUAUUACCUAACCAUAUAUAUUAACUAUAUUAAUUAUGUAUAUAUAGUUUUUUUGUACUUCCUUUUUUUGUUAUUGGUAAUAAAUCUUCUUCUUUUUCUUAAUUUAAAUAAGAUUAGAGUAUAUGUGUGUGUACGUGGUCAUAAUUCAAUUAAUGUAUGAUCGUGAAUAUCAUUGUACAGUAAUAUAUUUUGUACAUUACACUUAUUUAUAGCUCAGAAGAAGAUGAUAUUCUAAACAUUAACAGUUUAUCACAAUCUUCAGAUAACCUGAAUCAAAGUUACAGGAUGCUAGAUGACACAGCAUCUGUACAUCGCUCGUCACCAACAGGGAGCAGUUCAAGUGAUGUGGGUAGUGAUUCAGAUCAGGAUUCAUUAUCUGAAUGCGCAUUGAGUGAUGAAGACAGUGAUAGAAACAGUGAUAAAGACAGUGAUGAAAAUAUAACGUGA